AGGUAUUUAGGUGGGUUGUUGGGUGGGUAAUUAAUGAUAGUUAAUGGUGGUGCUUUAGUUGUAGCUGCUGUCACUUUUUACCACAUUAAUUGUAUAAUUCUGACUUUUGUUGCUGCCUCAAGCUUUUACCCUCAACCCCCUGCCCCAUCUGCCCCAUUAUAUAAGGUGGAGGGAGGGCAGAUUGUUUGGGGGGAUUUUCUUAUGUUUCUCAGAAAGUCUCAUCUCUCAGAUGUGGUGUUUAUGUUGCUGACUGAACAACACAUUUCUCCAUCGUCAUCAUUAUUAUUAUCAUCAUCAUCAUCAUCAUCAUCAUCAUCAACAACAACAACAUCCUCUCCCACUCUCUCCAUCUCUAAAAGCUUUGCUUAUCGAUUUGCGCGCGCGCGCGUGUGUGUAUGUGUGUGAGCGCGCGUGCGUGCGUGCAUCAUUAUUCUCGAGCGAGAGACUGAGUGGAGAAAACCCCGCGGUGCCGCCCGGUCUGAGCUCGUGCUCCAUCAUCUUUAUCUUCUACUUCUUUUUCUUCAUCACCGCUGCUGCUGCCGCUUCUUUCUCGCUGUCAGCAUCAGUUCUCUCUCACGCGCGAGCUCUCACCCUGCAGCAUCGGCGGCGUAGAGGCGCGCGCGCUGCGGAGAUUCCGGUUGUCGCACGCACGCGGUUAUAGAAGACUGGCGAUCCGCUCGGUCAAAGAAGGAGGAGAAGAAGAAGAACGGAGGCCGCAGUCACGCGCUGAUUCAGCAGCAUGCACCGGGGCUGAGGACGCGCCAACCGGCCGCACGAGCCUUUCCGUCUUCUUAUUUGUGAUCAGCGCGCGGGCAGGGAGCUGCGCGCGCACGUGUGUGUGUGUGAGUGAGAGGGAACAUGGCCUCGUCGUGCAGCAGUUCGCCGGAGGGAGGAUCCCCGCCGCAUCAGGGCCGCGUGCGCCAGUCGGACAGUAACACCAGUUUCUUGAGAGCAGCCCGAUCUGGAAAUGUUGACAAAGUUCUGGAGCUUCUGAAAGGAGGACAAGACAUCAGUACCUGUAAUCAGAACGGGUUGAAUGCUCUUCAUCUCGCUGCUAAAGAAGGCCAUGUGGAGAUGGUGGAGGAGCUGCUGGAUAGAGGAGCAUCUGUAAACUCUGCUACCAAGAAAGGAAACACUGCACUCCACAUUGCCUCGCUAGCGGGGCAGAGGGAAGUGGCGAGGCUGCUGGUGAAAAGAGGGGCAGAUGUGAACUCCCAAUCACAGAAUGGCUUUACUCCACUCUACAUGGCUGCUCAGGAGAAUCACCUGGAUGUGGUGCGCUACCUUCUGGAGAACGGAGGAAACCAAAGUACAGCCACUGAGGACGGCUUUACCCCGUUAGCGAUCGCUCUACAGCAGGGUCAUAACCAGGUCGUGUCUCUGCUUCUGGAGAAAGACACAAAAGGGAAAGUGCGAUUACCUGCACUGCACAUCGCCGCCCGCAAGGACGACACCAAGUCUGCUGCACUGCUGCUCCAGAACGACCACAACGCUGACGUCCAGGCUAAGAUGAUGGUGAACAGGACAACUGAGAGUGGCUUCACUCCACUCCAUAUUGCUGCUCAUUACGGCAAUGUAAACGUUUCUACACUGCUGCUGAACCGCGGCGCCGCUGUGGACUUCACCGCCAGGAAUGGAAUCACUCCUCUGCAUGUGGCGUCUAAACGUGGAAACACCAACAUGGUUUCUCUGCUGCUGGAUCGAGGAGGACAGAUCGAUGCUAAGACCAGGGAUGGAUUGACUCCACUACACUGUGCCGCUAGGAGUGGUCAUGAUGCAGCUGUGGAGAUGCUGUUAGAGAGAGGAGCUCCGAUACUCGCACGGACCAAGAAUGGGCUGUCCCCGCUGCACAUGUCUGCACAGGGUGAUCAUGUGGAGUGUGUAAGGCACCUGCUGCAAUAUACAGCGCCAGUUGAUGAUGUCACUCUGGAUUACCUCACAGCUCUGCAUGUCUCCGCCCACUGCGGCCACUACAAAGUCACUAAACUACUGCUGGACAAGAAAGCUAAUCCCAACGCACGAGCUCUGAAUGGCUUCACUCCGCUGCACAUUGCCUGUAAGAAGAACAGAGUGAAAGUGAUGGAGCUGUUGGUGAAAUACGGAGCCUCCAUUCAGGCCAUUACUGAAUCGGGUUUGACUCCUAUCCAUGUAGCAGCGUUUAUGGGUCACCUGAAUAUUGUGCUGUUGUUGCUACAGAAUGGAGCUUCACCUGACAUCUGCAAUGUCCGGGGAGAGACAGCUCUGCACAUGUCAGCGAGGGCUGGGCAGAUGGAGGUGGUGCGCUGCCUUCUGAGAAACGGAGCUCGUGUGGAUGCAAUGGCCAGAGAAGGUCAGACCCCUCUCCACAUUGCAGCGAGGUUGGGUCAGACUGAAACAGUGCAGCUGUUGUUGCAGCACAUGGCAGAUCCUGACGCUGCAACCAACAACGGAUACACACCUCUACACAUCGCCGCCCGAGAGGGACACACACACAUCAUCUCUGUACUGCUAGAGGCUGGAGCUACACACGCACUUACCACCAAGAAAGGAUUUACUCCUCUGCAUGUAGCAGCGAAGUAUGGAAGUCUGGAGGUUGCCAAACUCCUGCUGCAGCGCAGAGCUCUGCCCGAUGAAGCUGGGAAGGAUGGUCUCACUCCCCUUCAUGUGGCAGUUCACUAUGACAAUCAUGAGGUUGCACUUUUGCUGUUGGAUAAAGGAGCAUCACCUCACAGCACAGCCAAGAACGGUUAUACCCCACUCCACAUUGCAGCAAGAAAGAAUGAGCUGCAGUUAGCACGAGUGCUGUUGCAGAAGGGGGCGGAAUGUGGAGCUACAACACGGCAGUUAAUGACCCCACUUCACCUUGCUGCCCAGGAGGGACAUGACCACAUGGCCGCACUACUGCUGGAACAUGGAGCUAACGCCAAUGCUAAUGCAAAAAAUGGUCUUACUCCACUACAUCUCACUGCUCAGGAGGACAAAGUGAAUGUGGCUGAAAUUCUUGUUAAGCACAGUGUAAACUUAGACCACCCAUCAAAACUGGGCUACACCCCACUCAUCGUGGCCUGUCACUAUGGAAACGUGAAGAUGGUGAACUUCCUGUUGCAGCAUGGGGCAAAUGUGAACUCCAAAACUAGAAAUGGAUACACACCCCUUCACCAAGCAGCUCAGCAGGGAAACACACACAUUAUCAAUGUUCUGCUUCAUCAUGGAGCAAAGCCUAAUGCUAUUACUAUGAAUGGCAACACAGCUCUCUCUAUCGCUAAGCGUCUUGGCUACAUCUCUGUGGUGGACACACUGAAGGUCGUCACUGAGGAGGUCAUCACCAUGACGACUAUGGUGACAGAGAAGCACAAACUGAACGUUCCUGAGACAAUGACUGAAGUUCUGGAUGUUUCUGAUGAGGAAGGUGAGGACACAAUGACGGGAGAUGGAGGUGAGUACCUGAGGGCCGAGGAUCUGAGAGAGCUGGGAGACGACUCACUGUCCGGACAAUUCCUGGAUGGCAUGAGCUACCUUAGCCAUAAUCUGGACAGGGCUCAUUACACUCCAUCUCACCUGGGAUAUCAGAGAGAUGGGGUUCUUAUCGAUGUGUGUGUGUGUGUGUGUGCGCUCCAGGUAUCAAGUCUGUCCAGAGUGAAUGAUAAAGACUCGUAUCGUUUGAGCUGGGGAGCUGAACACCUGGACAACGUAGUACUGACGAACACACUGCUGCAGUCAGGCUUCCUGGUGAGUUUCAUGGUGGAUGCGAGGGGCGGAGCCAUGCGUGGUUGCCGUCACAAUGGCCUCCGCAUCAUCGUCCCACCCAGGAAGUGUUCAGCUCCUACACGCGUCACCUGCAGACUGGUGAAGAGACACCGUGUGGCCACAAUGCCCCUGGUGGAGGGAGAUGGAAUUACAGGACGUAUCAUAGAGCUUGGCCCUACCGGAUCACCUUUCCUCGGGAAGUUACACCUGCCUACAGCUCCACCUCCUCUUAAUGAAGGAGAGAGCCUGGUGAGCAGAAUCCUGCAGCUUGGUCCACCAGGAACCAAAUUCCUUGGGCCGGUGAUCGUGGAGAUUCCUCACUUUGCAGCUUUGCGUGGCUCUGAGCGAGAACUCGUGGUUUUGCGCAGUGAGACAGGAGAGAGCUGGAGAGAACAUCACUGUGAGCACACUGAGGAGGAACUCAACCAGAUCCUCAAUGGCAUGGACGAGGAAUUGGACUCACCUGAGGAACUGGAGAAGAAACGUAUCUGCCGCAUCAUCACUCGGGAUUUCCCACAGUUCUUUGCAGUGGUGUCUCGUAUACAACAAGACAGUCACCUGAUUGGUCCAGAGGGGGGAGUUCUCAGCAGCUCAUUGGUUCCUCAGGUUCAGGCUGUGUUUCCUGAAGGAGCUCUGACCAAGAGGAUUCGCGUCGGACUACAGGCUCAGCCAAUAGGGCCCGAGGUAGUAAAAAGGAUUCUGGGUAAUAAGGCGACGUUCAGCCCAAUUGUUACUCUGGAGCCUCGGAGGCGCAAGUUCCAUAAACCCAUCACCAUGACGAUCCCCAUUCCCAAAACCUCCACCAAUCAGGACAGCGGCAUGCCGGGGGAGACACCCACCCUGCGCUUACUGUGCAGCAUCACCGGAGGUACCACCCCAGCGCAGUGGGAGGACAUCACUGGUUCAACUCCUUUAACUUUUAUUAAUCAGUGUGUCUCCUUCACCACCAACGUCUCAGCUCGGUUCUGGCUGAUAGACUGCCGUCAGUCUCAGGAGUCGGUGGUGUUCUGUGCGCAGCUCUACAGGGAGAUCAUCUGUGUUCCCUACAUGGCCAAGUUUGUCAUCUUUGCUAAAACACUGGACCCUAUUGAGGCACGUCUGCGCUGCUUCUGCAUGACCGACGACAAGAUGGACAAGACUCUGGAACAGCAGGAGAACUUCACCGAGGUGGCACGUAGCCGAGACGUGGAGGUUCUCGAAGGAAAACCCAUUUUUGUGGAUUGUUUUGGAAACCUUGUUCCUCUGACGAAGUGUGGACAGCACCAUGUCUUCAGCUUCUACGCCUUCAAGGAAAACCGACUGGCUCUCUUCAUCAAGAUCCGUGACAGUGCACAGGAACCGUGUGGUCGACUUUCAUUCACUAAAGAACCGAGAACGUACCGCAGCCUGAACCACAAUGCCAUCUGCAACCUGAACAUCACACUGCCUGUUUACUCGAAGGAUUCGGAUUCAGACCAGGAUCCUGAUGAAGAGAGUGAGAAGACACAUGAGAAAUAUGAGGAUGAAACCGAAUCAACAGAAUUCUCCACACUGCACACACACAUGGUUCACGAUCCAGCGACGCUCGCCAGUCCCGACCUUCUCUCAGAUGUCUCAGAUAUGAAGCAGGACCUUAUCAAAAUCUCUGGCUUCCUGACCACUGAGGUUUCCGAGACGUCCCUGGUGGACGGAUUGAAAUACUGUGUAGAUAAUGAGGAUGAAGAAGAGCCGUUUGAAAUCGUUGGAAAGGUCAAAGAGGAUUUGGAGAAGGUGGGAAAGAUCCUAAGUGUUGGAAAAUCUGGCAAAGACACAGAAAAAUCGAAGUAUAGUGAGAAAGAGACUACCGGAGAGAAAAGCCAGCUGAUCGAGCCUUUACUUAAAGAGGUCAGAAUCACAAGAGCCACCGAUCGCAGUUCUGCUCCUCUAAAGGACGCGUCUGAAAUGGUUUCACAUCUCGCUACAGAUCUGGAGAGUUAUCUCCAGCAUCUUCCUGUAACUGCUUACCCUGACCAAGAAGACACUGUUGUGGAAGAGGCAUUUACAGAAGUUGUGCUACCUCAGAAACGUCAUCCUCCACGAAUCAAAAAACCUGCAAGGAAGAAGCUGAAAGAGAGAGAGUUUGUGAGCUGUAGCUCUGAAGAUGAACUAGAGAGGAUGAGUUCUGAGGAAUCACUCGAUGGAGACACACUCCUCGGAGACUUCGAGCCUGGAGCCCCACCUGUUUCUCCUAAAAUCGUGGAGACUCCCAUUGGGUCCAUUAAAGACAGAGUUCAAGCACUUCAGAAGAAAGUGGAAGAGGAGGAGAAGGAGGAAAGUGUCAAAGUCAGAGAGGUGAGACGAGUUACUGCUGUUCAGAGCAAAGUUUUCCUGGCCACAAGAGAACGAGAAGAACAUUACACUCCACCUCCUAAAUCUCCCAAGUCCCCUCGGUCUCAGAGUGAGAGAAUAGAGCACUCCAUGUCUGUGAAGGAGCUGAUGAAAGCAUUUCAAACAGGACAAGAUCCAUCAAAAAGCAAAUCUGGACUGUUCGAACAUAAAGCAAUCAUUAAUCUGGUGGAUACAUCUACACCACAUGCUUCUGAGGAAUCAAAAGAGAUAUCUGACCAACAAACCUCAACAAUUCAACCUUCAGCAGAAGAGAUCAAUUCUCAAAGCAUGGCUGGAGAAUCAUCACUAAUCAUCUAUGAUCAAAGUUUACAAAAUGUAGUGAUUAGUGAUGAAAUUAUACAUGAGCACACAGAAAUAACAUCAGAAGAUCCUCCACACACUACUGUGGAUUUUUCACUCAGCAACAUAGUCUCCUGGAGUUCCAGUCAAAUGCAGAGUAAAAACACAGUGAUUAGUGUGAGAGAAGAACUAUACAGAGCACCAGAUCACACAACUGGUGAGCAAGAAGAAACUUCAAAUAUCUCACCAGGUUAUGAGGAAGAAGGUAAACAGGAGGCAUUUUUCAGUGAGGUUAAAAUCAAGGAAAAUAAAGAAUGCUCCGAGGAAUUGAGUCCAGAGAAAAUACAAGCUAAAGACUCAACCAUUACUUUUGAAGUGUGGCAUCAUGAUGAAGAACAGUAUAGUCCUGAAAUACUGCACUAUAAAAAACUAAGCACCAGCCAUGAACGGAGAACAUCUGAAGAACCACAGAUUAGCCCAAACCGGAAACCUUCUGAAGACUUCAGCGCUGUUAUCAAAGAAGAACUUGAGGAGAAUCCAGAGUAUCAACUUUUUAUCAGGGCAACAGGUCAGUCAGCCAGGAGCUUCACAUCAUACACUGAAACUCAUAUUAUACAAGAUGAUGAUCAGCUGGAGCAUACCACUGUGGAACACCAUUUAUGCAAACCAAAGCCAGCAGUCAGAUUUGCUCCUGCAGUAGUCCAGGGUGAGCUCGCAGGAGGAGAUACAACUCGUAUUAGUUUCAGGAGCAGGACUCUUAAAACAAGUUCAGGAGAGUAUGAAGCUUUUGAAGAAGAAACUGCACAAACAAGUCCAGAAACUCUCAUCGUAAAGGACAGGGUUAAUUCACCCACAGAGCCAGAAGACCAGCCUGGGGACAAGAAGAGUGCAGAGCAGACACCAGAGACUGGAAGUCCAACCAAAACAAGUCCACGGAGUCUAAGUCCAGUCCAUGCAGAGCUGGAGUUCAUGCAAACGUCACUCACAGAAAUCAAAAGCCAAGAUCAGACAGAUCAGGAGAUCAGUUCUCAGCUUAAAAGAGAUCAGUGGAGUCAGGAUAUGUUCAGUGAUGAAGAUUCCUUUGUAGAACAUGCUGAAUCUGAUCAAGUUCAGGAAAUAUACCAGAUGUCGUGUAGACCACAUGACCUGGUAGAAUCACAGCCUGUAACAAUAAGUGACCUUAAAACUUUCUCACCUGAGCUUACACCUGAUCCAGAGGAUCUCUCUUCUCAGAAGUCUCCUGAACCUGUGCAUGUAUCAUCCACAGAAAUCAAAAGUCCACGUCAACCAGAGCUUGAGAAAAGCCAUUUACACGAGACAGAGGAAGAAGAUCAGCAUGUGUACAUAACUACAGUGGAAAAGGCAUUUUUUGCAGAAACCGAAACACAAGCUCAUGCAGAGGAACAAACUACUUCAGUUCAGAACCUGGUUGUUGAUUAUGAAUCUUCUGUAAGGGAGGAAACUGAGCACAUUCAAGGAAUUUCAUCUGAGGAAUUUCAGAACCUGCCUGUUCCCACAUUCUCUACAUCCUUAUUCAUUAAUAUCUUUGAUGACGCUACUUGUAAAUCUCCUGACUCAGUGGAAACCUCAUCCAGAGAAAUUGAAGUUCCUGUCCAAACAGGUUUUGACGGGACAGAAGAUGAUAAUCAGCUUGAAAAUAAGACUGCAGUAGAGAGAUUUUCAUCCAGUGAAAUCCAAACACAAAUUCAGACAGUAGAAGUAGAUUGUCCAGUUCAGGAUCUGGACCAGUUGACGUAUCAGGAUUGUGAGCUUAUUGAAAUGACACAAACUCGAGAUAUGUAUGAGAUUUAUUCUGGGGAAACACAUUUACAGGAGAAUGAGGUGGAAGACCAGCCUGGGUUUCUGACUCUAGAGGAAAAGUCACCUUCAAAAAGUCCAGACCAAACAGAACAGGACGUAAAUGCCGCGGUUGAAGAUGAGACAGUUUCUCCAGUUAAAGAACCAAAACAAAAUAUAGGAACUGAUGUUUACUCUGUAGAAACUGCUCUUAGACCAGACAAUUUAGGAGACCUACAUCCUGUAACGAUGAGCGAUCCUAACAGCGAAUGCCAAGGAGACUCGCUGGAGACUACACCUUUAAAAGAGGAUUUAUCUUCUAAUAAGUCUCCUGACUCCAUCGAGCCAAGUCCAGUCAAGGAAUUUCCAUGUCUUGACUCUUUAGAGACAAGUCCCACAGGUCUGAGAGCAGACUCCAAAAGUCCAACUUUAUUCUAUCAAACCAGCAAUGACUUACAGAACAUCCAGGCUGCAGCCAACCUGCUGGAAAACCCAGAGCUGGAAAUUAGUGUUGAAAUGAUUAUCCAAAGAGAAGCUGAGAAGAAAGUUGAAAAAUGCAAUGAAAUGAAGGAUCCUGAAAUGGAGAUGUUUGAGUCCAACAUUUCUGUAGGACUUAUAAAGCAGGAUGUGGUGAUGUCAGAAGGAAUGUUAAUCCAAAAUGAGGAUAAUGCAUUAAACAUGUCUGAUGCACAGGAGCCAUCAAUGGCUUUACAGCAAACUCUAGAGGGAAGUGAUGAGGAAGAACAGGAGAUCAGUGAAGUAAAAAAGCAGUUCACACCUGAGGAAAAGAUGUUCAAGAUGGCUGCCAAAAUCCGGGUCUUUGAUGAAAUUGAAAAGGAUACCAAAACGAGAAAGGUUAGAUUCGAUUUUAGCCAGGAGACAGAUGAUGAGCUGAAGAAGCAGGAAGAAGAGCUUCAUUCCCAUCAGGAAAGUCAGCUUUAUAAUGAAGAUGAGGACACACAGCAGUGUGGACACAAACUCAGUCCUGUGUUGUCUUCAUAUCAAGAGUCAGAGCAGUGUGAUGAAACAUCACUCACUGGACUGACACACGAGGAACCUGAACAAGCUCUGAGUGAACGUCAGGUUUCCGAGUGCUCUUACAGCUGUGAGUCUGGCGCUCCAGAUAUUGGUGAGAUGGAGAUUGAAAUGUUCCCUAUGCAAAUUCACAUUGAGAGAAAGGAGCUGAGCCAUGCCGAGUUUCCUCCCGAGUGCCUUAGUGAAGAAGAUGCGACUGACUCGAUAGUGACUUUUCCUGAGGAUUCAGCUGCGAUCUUCAGAGAAAACAAACUUGAUAGCACCUCUGACAUGCAGUGUCACAUCACUGAUGAGAAACCAGUAGACACUGUGUGGCCAGUAAGUGAUGAGGACACUACAGAGGAACAUCAGACACACUCGUAUUGCAAUGAAGAGGAUCAUGAAGAGAAAUCAAAACAAAUUUCAGAACAGAUUCAGAAAGAUUUAGAUCCUUGGAGUGCAGAGAUGGAGGAGGAGGAAGAGGAGGAGGAGGAUGAAAGCAUGAACUCACAGAUUGAGACUAAAGAGCAGAAGGUUUGCUCCCAGACCUCAGACACUCAGUCUCAGGGAUCUACACCUGAAAUGCCUCCUACUCGUACACCUACAGAAAAUGGGCAACCAAACCCAUUCCUGUUCCAGGAGGGGAAACUGUUUGAAAUGACAAGAGGUGGUGCUAUAGAUAUGAGCAGGAGGAGCAUGGAGGAAGAGCAGGAUGGAUUUGUCUUUUUUCCCAUAAGUGAACAUCCAUCCGAGGGCACUCAGGAUCAGGUCAUGGAGAGUCCAACAGAAUCUGGAACAUCACUAGAAAUUUCAUUUGAUUUGAAAAGUGAAGAUUUCCCUCAAGCUGCUUCUGUUGAGUCGGUGGAGUCUAGAGAUUCAGAAGGCCCAAAGGAGAAAGAUCUGAGAUUUGAUUCACCACCAACAGAACUUGAAACAACCACGUCUACAGUGACCCGGUCCAUCUACUCUGAGCAGGAUCUGGAGUCAUCGGAUUCUUCAGCAGAGGAUGAUCAGCACUCAGUUAUUGAAAUUCCUUCUCCUACUCAAGAUGAUAUUUUGCUCUCCAGUGGAGAGACAAAGCAGUUAUCAUCACACUCAUCUCUCAGCUCACCCAAAGAUCCUCCUGCAGAACCUCAGAGCAGGAACCCAAAGUCCAAGAUUCCAGUAAAAGCCAGCAGCUUUGAUCAUGUUUUGGGGAAAGGUGACUCUACUGAGCAAAAACGAAGGCCCAAGUCAGAAGCAGACGUUAGUGGCAUUCCUUCUUCUUCAGCCAAACCAAAGACUCCUGUAUCCAAAAUCCCUGUGUUUGUAGAUCAAACAUCAUCAGCUACACUUCAUUCACUACAAACUCAACACAUUAAUGAAGGUGGAGAUUCUGAAAAGUCUCCAGAUGAAAAGGACAGUCCUCGAGUUGUCCUGAAUGAAGAGAGAAGAUCCACACAGUUCCAAACCCCCUCUUUAGGAGAGGACAUACUUGAAACCAGACCAAACUGGGAGGACUGUGUAGAGACACAGAUGCAGCGACUCUCAGACAGCAGUAGUCCAGAUCAGAGUCAAGUGGACUGGAACGAUGAUGCUGAUCGUAAAGAGGAGAUUUUGUCCAUUAUUGCGGAUCUUCUUGGGUUUAGCUGGACAGAGUUAGCUAAAGAGCUGGAGUUUAAUGAGAAUGAAGUUCAGCUGGUCCGAGCUGAGAACCCGAAUUCACUGCAGGAACAGAGUUCUGCUCUUCUACAGCGCUGGACUGAGCGUGAGGGCAAACAUGCCACAGAGGACUGUUUGAUAAAGAAACUGACUAAAAUAAACCGCAUGGACAUCGUCCACCUCAUCAAGACACAACUCAACAAAUCAGUCCAGGAACAAACGUGCAGAACAUACGCUGAGAUCGAGAAGACACUGGACCACAGUGAAGCUCUGUCCUCAGUGCAGGAGGUCAGUCCUCGGAUGGUGAGGCGAGUGGACGUUUCCCAGAAGCCCCCAGCUGCAGUGUCGGAGGAGGACCUGUCAGUAGCCUCACUGCUCGACAUUCCUUCCUGGGCGGAGCCUGUAGGCCACACCCACUCUGAGAGUAUCCAUGGAGACAUGCUAGAGGAGCUUGAGAUCCCACAAGAAGCGUGGCCGAGUCAAGAUGGUGAAGGGGACGUGACACACACACCUCUACACACCGCAGCUAAUGGAGAAGCUGACGUUCCUCCACAGACUGAAAAACUGGAUAAACGUGAAACCCCCAACAUUACAUCGCAGGUGAAUCAGAAGACAGUGGUCACACGGUGCGCAUCAGCGGAGGAGAGAACAGAAGGCCGUAUUCAGUCUCGAGCAGUAAAGAGAGCAGUGGUGAAGAGCGACGGGGAUGAGACAGAGGUGCUCUUUUCUGAGCACAGCAAGGAUGCUGAGGUUGAACUCGUCACUGAGACGGUCAGUGAGACGGUCAGUGAGACGGUCAGUGAGACGGUCAGUAAGACUGUCGGUGAGACUAAAAAUUAUUUAGAAAAAACUCACCUUGACACACAUCUGGCCAAUGCCCACGAUGGCAUCACACAGAGUGAGGACGAAGAACAUGAGUUAUCUGAAGUGCACUUCACUGACGGGUUCGGGACGGAAGACGCAAAAGUAUAGGAUGUGAAUAUAACCUCGGUUAUCAUCAUAACAACGACUUUCAGCAUCACAUGGCUUCAUGUAGAGGGAUAAUGAUGAAUCUGUCCUCUCUUUUUUCCUCUUCUCUUUCUGCACUAAGAAUGCUUAAGCAAUCCCAGAAUGCACCUCUCUCUUCCUCCUUAAUUCCUGUUUUAUAGGUCUUCCUGCUUUCACAUUGUUUGUUAAUGUCCUAUUUGUCCACCAUGUUCACCUUCAUUUUAUUUAUUUAUUUAUUUAUUCAUUUAUUUAUCUGAAUUUUUCAGUUCGAAGUUAUAAAUGUAAAGGCGUGUCACUGACGUUUCCUGAUGAUGUCAUCUUUAUAGAAGGAACUGACCAAACAACAAUCUCAUUCUGAUUAUCUUCCGCUAAGUCAAAUCCUUCGCUGUAAUGCUAACCAGGUAGCAUAUUUAUUACCUCACGCAGAGAUAUUAGCUCGCUAGUUAUUUGGAAUAAACUAAUAUUACUGGUUAGCUUAUUAAAACACAACUAAUCUAGCAGUAGUGAACAAAUAGCCAGAGUUUUAUUGAUUAGCUUAGCUUGAUUAGCAUGAAACUGACCGUGAGUUACACGGCAUCCUUAACCAGAACCGUUUAGGAUGUUUUUCUUCACUCGUUUAUCUUCAUGCUAAAAAACCUCUUUAUCGCAUUUACAUAAGAAUGCUGUUAGAAACAAAAAAAAACCUCGGCUAAUCGUGUUUCUGCAUCAUUGCUCAGUGACAUCAUCAUACUUAUCUGUAUAUAUUAACCACAUAACUACAACAAGUGAAAUUAGCAUUAGCAUGAUUAGCACCAUUCAUCUAAUAAUUAUAUCCAUGGUAUUUACGCUCACCUAUCCGUCUGUUUGUUGGUCUGUCUGUCUGCGGCUCCUGUCUCACUUUGUCUGUGUGUCAUAGUGUUAUAUCAUUGCUUGUGUACUUCACAACCUGUUUAAAUACUGUUAUACACAUUCCUUUGUUCACUAUCCCCUUCACUACUCUAAUGCUAAAUCUUUCAUUUUGUCAAACCGUGAAACUUAGAGUAGGAGUAGUAGGGGAAGUGGACUAGGGGAGGAGUAGUAGGGGAAGUGGACUAGGGGAGGAGACGUAGGGGAAGUGGACUAGGGGAGGAGUAGUAGGGGAAGUGGACUAGGGGAGGAGUAGUUGGGGAAGUGGACUAGGGGAGGAGUAGUAGGGGUGGUGGACUAGGGGAGGAGUAGUAGGGGAGGUGGACUAGGAGAGGAGUAGUAGGG
Messenger RNA from Silurus meridionalis, 13041 nucleotides. RefSeq names its product ankyrin-2-like. The coding region runs from base 859 to 11796 and encodes 3645 amino acids. The record is from RefSeq and is a predicted model, not a curated record. The transcript is spliced from 47 exons. Gene Ontology annotation, cellular component: T-tubule. Gene Ontology annotation, molecular function: protein binding. Gene Ontology annotation, biological process: regulation of cardiac muscle contraction; protein localization to T-tubule; signal transduction. NCBI's taxonomy places the organism in Eukaryota, Metazoa, Chordata, Actinopteri, Siluriformes, Siluridae.